GACACUCAUGGUUUGGAUACAUAAUAUUAGUUUGUAAAAUCUUGUGGUACACUUUGCUACGACUGCUUCGGUAUCCUUUGUAGCAGUGCUCAGUCCUGACUCAAGUUUCUUCCAAAUUGAAGAAAGAUGGCCACCAUCACUGCCAGCACCACCACUACAUCAUCACUCGUCCGUGCAGCUCUUGUACACAAGCCAUUAGUUGGAGUCUCAUGCUCACCUGUUCUUGGCUUGCCAGCAAUGGCAAAGAAGGGAAGAGUGAGCUGUUCCAUGGAGGGAAAGCCAAGCGUCUUUUUUAUUUUAUUUUAUUUAUGGUUCCAGGCUUGCCAGCAAUGGCAAAGAAGGGAAGAGUGAGCUGUUCCAUGGAGGGAAAGCCAAGCGUGGAGGAAAAAUGCAAGGGAAUGAGUGCAUCUUUGAUGGCAGCUGUGUGCGCUGCAUCCAUGUCAAGCCCAGCCUUGGCUCUGGUGGAUGAGAGAAUGUCCACUGAAGGAACAGGACUGCCCUUUGGUUUGAGUAACAACCUUCUUGUUUGGAUCCUGUUGGGUGUUUUUGCUCUCAUCUGGGCUCUCUACUUUACCUACACAGCCACCCUCGAGGAGGAUGAGGAAUCAGGAUUGUCCCUCUAAAGCCGAACUCGUUUCAUUAUUGACAAGGAAUGUAAAAACAAUGCAAAACGUUUGGCUUUUUUCUACCUUGUACCAAAACUUCCAUAAUUUAUCUAUGCAAUUUAUGUGUUGCCUUGCUUCUUAA
Populus euphratica (Euphrates poplar) is the source of this 747-nucleotide messenger RNA. It is a transcript of the gene PSBW, whose product is annotated as photosystem II reaction center W. Gene Ontology annotation, biological process: photosystem II stabilization; photosynthesis. Gene Ontology annotation, cellular component: chloroplast thylakoid membrane; chloroplast; photosystem II. The record is from RefSeq and is a predicted model, not a curated record. Lineage: Eukaryota; Viridiplantae; Streptophyta; Magnoliopsida; Malpighiales; Salicaceae. The transcript is spliced from 2 exons. Bases 210 to 623 code for a protein of 137 amino acids.